GAAGAGUAGACUGUCUGGCAGACAGGUGCACCACCACCUCCUCCUCCUCCUCCUCCUCCUCCUCCUCUUCCUCUUCCUCUUCCCGGAGCAGUGCAGCGAGCGUCGGUCCUGUCAGGUGCAGGCGCAGCAACCAUGGAUUCCCGCAAGGAGAAAUCGCGAUUCAAGCCCACGAAAGCCAAAACGACGAAGCGGAAAGAGAAGCCCCACCGGGGCGCCGCGUUCACCCGGAGGAAGUCCCUCCGUUCUCUCGCUCAUUUCAUGGGCAGGGUGCUGAAAACUUUGAGCACUUUGGCGCACUUCGGCGAGGGGCGGCCGCCGGAGCCCGGCGAGGAGGAGGAGGACGACGACGACGGCGGCUUUCGAGACGAAGCCCCGGCGGGUGUCGCCAAGGACGGCGCCGCGAAGACCACCUCCGCCGUGUCGGUCAGGGAGCGCUUGUCGUGGUGCUACGGCGACAAGACGCCCGGGGCUCUGGGGCUCAAGAACCACGGCAACACCUGCUUCAUGAACGCCGUGGUGCAGUGCCUGAGCAACACCGACCUGCUGGCCGAGUACCUCGGGCUGGAGCGCUACAAGCCGGACGUGCUGGCCCGCAGGGUGAACGGGGAGGCCGCCAGGGGGGAGGUGACCGAGCAGCUGGCGUCGCUGGUUCGAGCCCUGUGGACGCUGGAGUACACGCCGCAGCUCUCGGUCGACUUUAAGAGCAUUGUGGCCAAAUACGGCUCCCAGUUUCGGGGCAACUCGCAGCACGAUGCUCUGGAGUUCCUCCUCUGGCUUCUGGACAGAGUUCACGAAGAUGCCAAAAACCCAAACAACAAUAACAGUAGCAGCAGCAGUAGCAACAACACCAAAGCCAACGUCAAGGGACCCAGCUCGCUGGAGGACCUGAACAACACGCAGCAGCCCAGAGGCCGCAACAGUUUUGUCCAGGAACACUUCCAGGCCCAGUACAGGUCAUCUCUGACUUGCCCUCAUUGCCUUAAGCAGAGCAACACCUUCGACCCCUUUUUAUGUAUUUCCCUGCCCAUUCCUCUGCGACAAACCAGGCCAAUGUGUGUGACGUUGGUGUUCAGCACCAAGAGUCAGCGGUAUCUGCGAGUCGGGCUCGCCGUGCCUCUCUUUGGUUCGCUCUCCAGCUUGAGAGUCAUGGUAGCAGAGGAGGGAGGCAUCUCUCCAGACCAGGUCAUCCUGGCCGAGUUGUACCCCACGGGUUUCCAGCGUUCCUUCUCAGACGACGAUGACCUGACAGCCAUCGCCGAUAGCGACGUCAUCUACGCCUUCCAAGCGCCGCCUCUGCACGGUCGUGGGGGCUCUGCGCCACACUCAGGGUAUCACCACAGCCUCCCCAGCUCCCCCUACAGCUCCUCGGCCGUGAGGUUGCCGUCGUCCGGCACGCUUUCCACCGAGUACCUGAAUCAAGGCGGCUCAUCCAAAGUCCUGCUCCUCGUCUGCAACACGUCCGGAUGCGGUCAGCAGGCUGCCCGAUUCGGGCCGCCAUUCCUCAUGUUGGAAGACAGGAGCAUCUCUUGGGAGCAGCUGCAGCAGAGCGUCCUCACCAAGCUCUAUUAUCUGAUGCUCAACAGGUCUCAGGCUCAGAACACCAGAGUGCUGUUCAAGAUCAGAGUGGUGGGAGGCUCGGCGUCUUACAGCUACCUGUCACCUCAAGACGGCAGACCGCUGCACCACCCUGCCGUCGACAGAGCGCUGAAAUUUUGCGGCCCCGGGGGACCUCCGCAUGUGAAGGUUGUCAUCGAGUGGGAGCACAAGCUUAAAGACUGUCUGUUUGGCAGCAUGCAGGAGGAAUUUGUCCAAGAUGCCGAAAGCGUCAAGAACCAGCAGCAGCGGCAUCUUCAGCAACAUAGCUGCACUCUGGACCAGUGUUUCCAGCUGUAUACCAAAGAAGAGCAGCUGGCUCCGGAUGACGCCUGGAAGUGCCCUCACUGCAAGCAACUGCAGCAGGGCAUGGUGAAGAUGAGCUUGUGGACGCUGCCCGACAUACUCAUCCUUCACCUCAAGCGCUUUCGACAGGUCGGCGAGCGCAGGAACAAGCUUUCAACGUUGGUGCAUUUCCCGCUGACUGCCUUGGACAUGGCCCCGCAUGUCGUUAAGAGGAGCCAGAGUAUGCGUAACCUGAAUAGCGGGCCGUGGCCCACGGCCUGGCCCAAGUCCUCGGGCCAACACCGUGUACCUGCAGACAUGACCCUCCCUCACGACUACCUGUACGACCUCUAUGGUGUGUGCAAUCAUCAUGGAGGAAUGCACGGGGGACACUACACUGCCUACUGCCGGAACUCUGUGGACGGUGUGUGGUACAGCUACGAUGACAGCAGUGUGGACCUGGUCCCGGAGGAGGAAAUCUGCACCAAAGGAGCCUACAUUCUCUUCUACCAAAGGCGAAACGUCAUUCCUCCGUGGUCGGCCAGCAGCUCCUUCAGAGGCUCGACGAGUUCUUCGGUGUCAGACCAUUGGUUGAUCCGCCUGGCAGGAGACAGCAAGCGAGGCAGCCUGGUGUCGCGCUCGUCCACCAACUGCCCGUCUUCUGUCCCCGAGUCCCCUGACUCUCCCGUUUUCCUGGAGAACUCUUCUAAAGAGGAAGGAGGGGUCUUUGAGAGCAGGACUUUCGUGAGGGGUCUGCAAGGGCGAAGUGUGAGCAUGAGGGCACCCACCAAGACCAAGGACAAGGUACUACCGCUGCGGUGGUCGCUCGGUUCCAGAGACCGACGAAAACCCGAGCCGUCGCCUCCAGACGUUCGAGACCAAGCCCCGGUAGAGCUGGUUCAGUAUUUGGAGUCCGGUCGACGGCCUCGCUGCACCAAGGAUCCGAUAGAGUCAUUAAUGAACGAACCUCGAAGCGUCAAGGAAGCCAAAGGUGGCCGAGCGGUCAGAUCCUCUAGUGCAGGAAGGAUCAGUUGCGUGGGUAAAGCAGGAGAUGAAUCCAAACAAGUGCCGGAGGGCCAGAGGAGGCCAUCGGAUCAAACAUCCAGCUUAAGGCGCCGGAGAGAGAGCUCGCCAAGAGAGGAAGGCAGUAGUAACACUCUUUCCCGGAGAAAAGACUCCAAUAGGCAGAGCUCCUCCAAAGCCAACCAGGAGGUGAAGCAACCAUCCAGUUCUGGUGUUCAAAGCAGCUCCAGCACCUUCAGCAUUCUCGGCGGCACUCUCAGAAGACAAAAAGACGACCGAACGGACGGGGAACGUCGUAGCGCAAACGAAGGCAGUGUGAAGACCAAGAGCCGUGAGCGACUGCUUUCUUUCCUUAAAGGGAACUUCCUGAGGAGGGACAAGGACUCCAGGAGGUCCGAGGACGUCGGCAGAAGGUCCGAGCCGUGGUUGGCUAACGGAGCGGCCGGAGGCGAGCGGAGAAAGUCUCACGGCGAAGAACUGUCAAACGGGAAAGCGGGCCGGAACCCGUUCGACAUCAAGCGCUCGCAGAGCUCGUCCAGCCUCCCCACCAAGACGGAACAGAGCGCCCGUAGGACGGCGUCACUGCAUCGCAACGGCACAUCGGCGCCCUCGGCGCAGAUCCGCAGCCCCGCCGACCCCAAGGCGUCUUACGGGAGCCUGCCGAGGCCUCGCUACAGCACCACGUCUUUGGGACGCAAAAAGAACGUUCCGGAGUCCAGCUUCUGACGAAGACGCCUUGAAGGACCUCGGUUCGUUUAAGUCAAAGCAAUAGAGCACAAUUAUGGACUUAAACGGACCACACGGAGCUUCUACUCUUACAUAAUGUGACCUCUUUGGCCUACUCAAAAAGUGCCUGAGCAACUUCUAUGCAGUUGAGAGAAUCUGUUGUGAUGCGUUUUGCGAACUGGAAGCACACCACACUGAUAGCAGAUCCACCUACUUAACACUUCUGUGUCUUAUUAUUAUUAUUAUUAUUAUUAUUUGAGUCCACUUCAUCCAGAGUCCAGAAUCGGUGGGGUUUUCGACCAGUCACGACACCCUGAUUGUGUUUGAUGACGCGAAUGUAAAACGACUUUAAUGCUGCUAAUUGACCGCCGGAAUUGGACUUCGACUCCUCGUUAAUUCGUCAAACGCUUUCAUUCUCAAGCAGUGACGACAUUUCGUCGCAUUCAUUUUUUUUUUUUUUACCCCUUCAUUUUUAACAAUUGUCAGUGGGUUAAUGUCUUUCUUACUCCCUAAUUGUCAUACUUUUUGUCCACAUCAUAACAAUGACACUUCAUGCCUUCUGUUUAUUCCACCGCACUUUAUGCAGUGGAACCUCCAAAAAUUAAUAAUGGGAGUAAAAAAAUGUUUCAGAGGUAAACGGUGCCAACGGCAAGCAAUAUUUUAAAAGACAUUAUGCAUUCCCCCCACUGCGCACACACAUUUUAAACAUGUUCUUGGGUGUUUUACUAGCUCGUCUGUGUCCUGUGUUUGCUGAAAUUUUCCCCUUUGAGAUGACAGCGUAAGCGAGGCAGAUGCUUGUCAUUUUUACUCUUCGUGGGCAUUAUAAUGUCAAUUUUCCUUUACCCAUUCAUGGGCAGGGUGGCAAUUUUUUUGCCUUAUUGAGAUAAAAGUCUCCUAACGGGCCACAAUCAAGGAAAUAACGCUUCUUUUUCGUUUAUGGUUAAGUUAUAUGAUAACUUUACUAAUUUAUAAUCUCGUCCCGAAAAUGGGACGCUGCCCGUGAGAGGGAACUUGUUUUUUUUUAGUAGAUUGUCCCAUAAACCAGAAUCAGAAUCAGAUUAAAACACUUAAAUAUUUCGAUAUACUGAGGGAUAUAAUGCUUGAAAAUCAUGAUUUCCCAAAAAUGGGACACUGCCCACGAAUGGGUUAAUGUGCCGAGGUACAGGCGGGACGGCGGAUCAUCUGGAAAGCGUUGGCCUCACAGUUCCGAGUUCGAUCCCAGACUCGCCUGUAUGGAGUUUGCAUGUUCUCCCCGUGCCUACGUGGGUUUCCUCCGGGUGGGCACUCCGGUUUCCUCCGACAUCCCACAAACAUCCAACAUUAACUGGACACUCUAAAUUGCUCCUAGGUGUGAUCGUGAGUGCGGCUGUUUGUCGCUAUGCUCCCUUCGAUUGGCUAGCGACCUGUUCUGGGUGGACCCGGCCUCCUGCCCGUUGACAGCUGGGAUAGGCUCCGGCACUCCCCGCGACCCUUGUGAGGAUAAGUGGCUAAGGAAAUGGAUGCAUGGAUUGAUUGAUUGAUGGAUGGAUGGAUGCCAAGGUACAAAAAAAGACAAUUUCACCAAUAAUAUAAACUCUAAAAACAAUUUAGCGUAGCAAAGGCAAGCUAGAGACUGGCGAGCUAAUACGGCUAAUGUUAGCAAAGUAAUUGCAUGUCACUGAAUCUUUCUUCAUGCUGUGCGGAACAUCUUUUAAUUUUGACUAAUUUGUCACAUCAGAAGGUGACUCAUUGCUCAAGAUGGCGGAUAUUUUCCCCGCGAUGAAAGCAAAGCAUUAGUUUGUCAAACGAUCGUCUCUGAUGAAAAGCUCACAGAAUCAAUUAAGGCCUGCGGAAGCCGAGUUCCAGAUCGCUCGAGUUCCCCUUCUUAGAACCGCUAAUUUGACAGCUGUCUCCGGCGCACGUGUACCUCAAAUGUAAAAAGAUUUGCAAAUAAUUCCCCGUUUUUGCUCGCUCACCUUCAAACUAACGAGCGCGGCGUGGCCGUGUUUUUCCAUCUGUGACUCAUUGAAGUCCAACUUUUAUCAACUUCCCCACCAUCGACGUCACUUCGCCGGAGUGAUUUAUUUGCUAAAUGUGUCGGGUGCCGCACGGUAGACUAGACGUGGUAAGCCCGUCCGUCUGCCUAACAGCUGUGAUGUUUGGGGAUUGAAUCCACACCUUUGGGGACUUCAUCUUCCUCCUACAUUUAAUACACUGACAACACUAAAUUGUCCACCGGUGUGAAUAAUGUGGCUGUGCAUACUUGUAUUAGCAAUGGGCUGGCAACCUGUCCUUGGUGCGCCCCCGCCUCUCGCAUAAAGCCAGCCGGGUUAUGCUAACUCUGACCCGCAAUCCAAAUGAGGACAAACACUAUUAACUUCUCUUAACAGUAUUGUAUCAUAACAGCUUUUAAAUCGGCCACGAAAGCGUCUUUCUCUCUUUUUUUUUUUUUUUUUUUUAAUCUUGCAUGAAGCUAGUGAGGGCGAGCAGAACGCAAAAUGAAUAAAUGGAUGAAUGAAUGAAUGAAUGAAUCAGUGAGAGGCAAGUGACUUUGCUUAAUGAUUACUGGAUUGUCCUUCACUGUACUGACACCAAGUGAAAAGAAGGACAAAAACCAGCAUUCAGCCUUCGAACGCAGCCUUUUUUUUCUUCUUCCGAUCAACAUCAGCUGAAGCACGAAAAUGUCUCUAAUAUUUUUUGUAGGUGCCCCUACUCAUCUGGCGUUCUUUAUGCGAACUCUCGCAUUUUAUUUUUGUCUAAGUUGAAAUCUGAGCACAAAGUGGAUGACGUGUAUUUAAGAGUGUGCAGUGGUGCCUUGAGGUGCAAAUGGCGCGACAUUUUUCGAGAUAGGAGCGGUUGUUUGGACGAUUGUUUUGCUUUGACUUGCAAGCAAAAACUUGAAAAAGUAGUUUCGUUAUGUUGGGAGUGACGUCAACUCACUAAACAACAAGCAGCAGUUUGGUAGAUAAUAGACAAAUAUAUAUAUAUAAAAAAAAGGGGGGGGGGUCUUUAAAUUGACUAUAGAGCUUGUGCACGUGACGCCACCAUUUUCACGUUGCCGGUCAAACAGAGCUGCUCGACAUUGUGGGAGACGUUGAACCGGAGGAGAAUAUUUACAAUACUUGAGACCUGUUGUCACAACAGACGAGACAGAUCUUCAACGAGAUCAUACUCAGGAAUACCAGCUGAAAAGACCAGAAAAUAUCGAUAUUUAAAAAAAAAAAAAAAACAUCUGUCACAGAGAGGUGUGUGUGUCCGCAAUACGCUUCCGUGUACGAAUGACCAGACUCCCCGUACUUUUUUUUUUUUUUUUUUUUCAACCAUAGUUAAUGAAUGCGAGUUUGUGUAAAACCAGGGGUCAUUUAUUUAGAUAUUAGUGUUUGUAUUGAAUACGAGCUGAAAAGAUCGAUGGAUUCCGGAAAAGGUUAGCGUGUCACCGCGUUCACGAGCCGACAAAACCGUCACUCUGUGGGAUUUAUUCCAGAUGAGAACAGAUCCAGCAACAAAGUCCAGACUUUUCUACGCUUUCAAACUUUUCCGUGUAAAUCUCGACAACUUACUCCAGUUGUCCAAGACGAGCGGAAGCAAAUUAACAGUCCAAUUUCUUAUCGGCGAAAACAUCAAUUUCAGCAUUAAAUACGGGUCCUCUGUGCCCAGUUCAUCAAAUUUUUCCACGUACCUUCGUUUAUUUUCACCUUCUAAAUGUCUGACGGUAUCGGACGAGACACUGGGCGUCGUGCUACAAGAUGUAUUUCCAUGUCAUCUCCAACCGACUUAGCAUUGCGCAGUCCUUAGCUUGACCAGCAAUAUAGCAACGUAAAGAAAAGUCACGUGAUUUUAUGACGUAGGUGCUUAACUUGAGGUUUACAGUCAAACUAAUUAUAAAACAGUCAAAUACAUAUAUUUAUUUUAUUAUUAUUUAUACAUAUGUAUAUAUUACAUUUAAAACAACCACAUAACUUUGCGUUAGCUUAAUGCUAUCAAACAAUGCAAAAAACGCUUAGCAUCGAGCAUCGUCAGCUUACUGAGGAGCGGGUCCAUUUACAUCCAUCCAUUUGUCUUAUACUGCCCCCGGGUGGCCAAGACAUGCAUACCAGAAGGAACAGCCCAAUGUCCACUAAAAGGAAGGAAAAAAAUGUGGCAAAAACUGCUUUAUUAAUAUUGCUAUGAAGUACAAUAUGAAGUGCUCCCCCGCUCAAAAAAAUAAUAAUAAUACUUUUCAAACUGUUUUGUUGAAUUUUGUGAGAAGGAUGAAAGUGAAUGAGAUAAACGUGUACCUGAAGGCACCACUGAAAAAGGAACAUUGAGUAGAAAGUUUUUAAGUGUUUUCAUGAGAUCUGGAAAUUGUGUAAUGCAGUACUGAUGUUGGGACUUUGAAUCCGGGUUCCGGCUUUCCUGUGUGGACUUUCGCGGUGCUUGGCUGAGAUUUCUCCAAGUUCUCUGGCUUCCUCCCACAUUCCCAAAAACAUGCAUUUGUUUUAUUUUAGACUCAAUUGCUCUUCGGUGUGAACGCUUGUUUGUCCAUUCGCGCAGUGGGCUGGCAAGCAGCCCCUGGUGUACACCGCCUCUCGUCCAAAGUCAGCUGAGCUCGACCCGAAUAAGGAAACGCUCGAUUAGCAAAGGUGGGCUCCAUUCCAAAUUGGAAACUUUCCAUGGAAAUUAUGAGUUCCUGUAAAUUGGAAAAAGUAUCACAUUGAGAAAAAAAAAUCAUCCAAGCAAUAGUUUUUUACGAAAAAAAUGAAUACAAUAAAAUUCCUUGUGUGUUUUUACACACUUGACCAGUAAAGCUGAUUCUGAUUCUGACUCUUAAGUUAUGCCACCCGUAAAUCAAGAUGCCACUGUACCUGAAUGUUUUUUUUUUAAUGUGUCAGGAUUAUGCCAAAAUAUAGUUUCUCCAACUGCAUAAAUUCUUCGUCUCUGUUACGUUCCCAACCACCCACGCAGUGGGUGAAAUCUGCAAAGUAGCGACCACUUGUUUUUUUUUUUUGGUAUGACUCCUCUAAUUUAUCAAUGUUUCCCACGUUCCUGUUAUGCUUUACCAUAUGCUUAUAAACCAUUUCUAAACCCAAACACAUUUUUUUUAAAACAUAAGUUGAUUCACAGCGGUACUGUACAGUAUGUACCUUUCAUUUUCUGCAAUAUGUUUUCAUGAGGUUUUUUUUUCAAUUAAUUUUCUUUUUCUCUUUACAGUUUUGAUGUUUUAGGCAGGGAAAUGUUAAUUUAACCACAAAAAAAAUGACAGCAUACAUUCAAAACCCUGCAAUAUAGUGAAUUAUGUGUAAUGUGAAUAUGACAAUAAUCACAAUCCACUGAAUCUGCAAUUGGUGAACCGUAACAUAGCGGGGGAACACCAUAUAUACUGUAUAAGAUUGCAAUUAAGAGACAGCCUGUAAUAGUAUAAAUUUGUCAUUCUUCUCCUGUAAUUGUAUUAAUUUCUCAUUCAUCUCUGAUUCCUAUUGGGUCUUAAUAAUUCUCAUGGAAAGUUUGAAAAUUGGUGACAUUUUGCAACUCAAUUGAAGGUCUUCAUUGACGUAAGUGAAACGAGCGCAGCAAAGUUCCCCGCGUCCAAGCUGCGCACUUGUUUUGUAACACAAACAUUUAAUUUGCAAGUUUUUUUUGUUUUUGUUUUGUUGAUAUUAUCAUGACAUUUUUUGGGGUUAUUCAGAUUUGCUGUACUUUGUGUGGGAGAGACGCGAUUCAAUGUAAAUGAAAGUGCGAAACUCUCGAGCCUGUACAGAUCUUAGAUUUGUCCUUGACUGUGUGAGGAUCACAUUGUUGUACUGUAUAACUUUAUUUUUCCACUAAUAUGAAUUACAUAUAUAUAUAGAUAUAUAUACUGCUUCUUUUUGUUCUUUUAUUCUGACGGUGUGUCUGCGUCCAAUAGAACGGCGUUCUGGCCAGUAUGUUGCGGCCUUCGGUACAAGGCCAAAAACCCGCAUUUGCAAUCGGGCCGACUCCUUUGUAAAAGUUGUUGAGUUCGCCCAAAA
This is a messenger RNA of Syngnathoides biaculeatus (alligator pipefish), 9593 nucleotides long. RefSeq names its product ubiquitin specific peptidase 43a (gene usp43a). The transcript is spliced from 16 exons. The record is from RefSeq and is a predicted model, not a curated record. Bases 133 to 3627 code for a protein of 1164 amino acids. NCBI's taxonomy places the organism in Eukaryota, Metazoa, Chordata, Actinopteri, Syngnathiformes, Syngnathidae. Gene Ontology annotation, biological process: protein deubiquitination. Gene Ontology annotation, molecular function: cysteine-type deubiquitinase activity.